ACUAGUUCCUGUUUGGGUAUAGCGCUUUAUCUGCCUAGUUUGAGUAGUUAAUAUGCAGAUAACCAUUCAUUAAUUAAUUACUCUGUACUCUGUACUUACUCCCUGUUUAUCACCGGGUGAAACAAUCCACUUGUACAAUAGUAUAUACCUACUAGUAUCACAUUGACGUAAUAUAGAGAAUGACAUUCCAAACAACACGACCGUCUCCCACACUUCUAAUCCCCUCCAAACGGCCUCUUGCCGUCCCCAAGAACCCCACCCUCUCUCUCACGACCGCUACAUACCCGCCGAUCCAUAUUCGUUCAACAUCAACGUCGACGUCUACAUCGGCAGUGUCCGAAUCUAAAUCCAAAUCCAAAUCUACCUCAACGGAUCACCAUGUGGAGCUAACGUCUCGGUCCACCACUGUCGAGUAUGAUUUCUCGUCCGGUCCGCAGCCAUUCUUGGAUCCGGCCUUGUGGGAGAAUGUGAAGGCGGUGGAUCGGCUGCGGAGGGAGGGUGACGGACUCGGGGAGGGAGAUGUCUCCGUUAAAGAAAAGGAGGAGGAAUUGAGGAGGAAGAAGGAGAGGGAGGCGGAGUACGGAGGGAUGGCUGUUCGGGGCAGGAUGGGGCGGUGGAAGUGAUUCAUUCCGUUUCUUUCGUCACACUGGACAUCUCCUUGUCCCUUCAUGUUUCUUUUUACUACAUAGAUCUGGAAGAUUCAGAAACAUGGGUCAAUAUAUAUGUUAUGAUUGUGCAUUUGUUAUCUUGUAUUUCUCGUCAUGGGGGGGCAAAUUUAUAAUCUCAUCAAAGUAGGCGUAUGAUACAGAGAACACACAUAAUGCGAAAUGUCACAGCGCC
This is a messenger RNA of Aspergillus pseudotamarii, 840 nucleotides long. RefSeq lists its product as uncharacterized. Bases 180 to 623 code for a protein of 147 amino acids. NCBI's taxonomy places the organism in Eukaryota, Fungi, Ascomycota, Eurotiomycetes, Eurotiales, Aspergillaceae. The record is from RefSeq and is a predicted model, not a curated record. The transcript has a single exon.